AUGCUGAAGCAAGUUCCCAACCACAAGUGCCAAAGCAGAGAAGCAGGCAGCACUGAGCCUGAUCCCAGCAGCAACAGCCAGAGCACCAGCCUAGCCAUGUACCUUGAGGUUAGUGAACGUCAAGUGCUAGAUGGUUUGGACCUUGAAUUUCUUCUGGAAAACAGCACCUCUCCCUAUGAUUAUGGGGAAAAUGAGAGCGACUUCUCUACCUCCCCGCCCUGCCCACAAGACUUCAGCCUGAACUUUGACAGAGCCUUCCUGCCAGCCCUCUACAGCCUCCUCUUUUUGCUGGGGCUGCUAGGCAAUGGAGCAGUGGCUGCUGUACUGCUGAGUCAGCGCACCGCCCUGAGCAGCACAGACACCUUCCUGCUCCAUCUGGCUGUAGCUGAUGCACUUCUGGUAUUGACACUCCCACUGUGGGCAGUGGAUGCUGCUGUCCAGUGGGUUUUUGGCUCUGGCCUCUGCAAAGUGGCAGGUGCCCUCUUCAACAUCAACUUCUAUGCAGGGGCCUUCCUGCUGGCCUGUAUAAGCUUUGACCGCUAUCUGAGCAUAGUGCAUGCCACCCAGAUCUACCGAAGGGACCCCAGGGUACGUGUAGCCCUCACCUGCGUUGUUGUCUGGGGACUCUGUCUGCUCUUUGCCCUCCCAGAUUUUAUCUACCUAUCGGCCAGCCAUGAUGAGCGUCUCAAAGCUACCCACUGCCAGUACAACUUCCCACAGGUGGGUCGUACUGCUCUGCGUGUACUGCAGCUGGUGGCUGGUUUCCUGUUACCCCUUCUAGUCAUGGCCUACUGCUAUGCCCAUAUCCUGGCUGUGCUGCUGGCUUCCAGAGGCCAGAGGCGCUUGCGAGCUAUGAGGCUAGUGGUAGUGGUGGUUGUGGCUUUUGCCAUCUGCUGGACCCCCUAUCACCUGGUGGUGAUAGUGGAUAUCCUCAUGGACCUGGGAGUUUUGGCCCGCAAUUGUGGUCGAGAAAGCCAUGUGGACGUGGCCAAGUCAAUCACGUCGGGCAUGGGCUACAUGCACUGCUGCCUCAACCCACUGCUCUACGCCUUUGUGGGAGUGAAGUUCAGAGAACAAAUGUGGAUGCUCCUCAUGCGCAUGGGCUGCUCUCACCAGAGAGGGCCGCAGAGGCAGCCAUCAUCUUCCUGGAGAGAAUCAUCCUGGUCUGAGACAACAGAGGCCUCCUACUUGGGCUUGUAACUCUGGAAUGGAACUGUAGCCUGUGCAACCCAAGUCCUAACACACUGCAGUUCUUCUCCUCCUGUGUCUGGGCUAGCUCUGACUCACCCAUAACAUUGCUGCUGGGACUCACUGGCAGCUCAGCACCUCCAGGUCUCCUGAGAACCACUCUCCCAGCUCCAUGCCCAGCACCCUUAUUGUGCCUUAGCUGCCACACCCUAUUUUGAUUUUUCAGAACGUGCUGCCUGAAGCCUCACUACCCUCCUAAAUCAGCAAGUAGAAUAAAGCCUUGCCCAUGUGAGAGGAAUAAGAGGCAAAGAGCAUAGAGAGCCAGGCCUAGCUCAGCACUGACCGUGGUCCCCAGUAUCUCAAUAUUUGCCCAAUUUUAUGUCUA
Messenger RNA from Psammomys obesus (fat sand rat), 1573 nucleotides. RefSeq names its product C-X-C motif chemokine receptor 3 (gene Cxcr3). Lineage: Eukaryota; Metazoa; Chordata; Mammalia; Rodentia; Muridae. The transcript has 3 exons. The record is from RefSeq and is a predicted model, not a curated record. Bases 1 to 1200 code for a protein of 399 amino acids. Gene Ontology annotation, biological process: immune response; regulation of leukocyte migration; chemotaxis. Gene Ontology annotation, molecular function: C-X-C chemokine receptor activity. Gene Ontology annotation, cellular component: membrane.